This is a messenger RNA of Desarmillaria tabescens, 716 nucleotides long. RefSeq lists its product as uncharacterized. The transcript is spliced from 6 exons. Gene Ontology annotation, molecular function: peptidyl-prolyl cis-trans isomerase activity. The record is from RefSeq and is a predicted model, not a curated record. Bases 13 to 429 code for a protein of 138 amino acids. Gene Ontology annotation, cellular component: endoplasmic reticulum. Gene Ontology annotation, biological process: protein peptidyl-prolyl isomerization. Lineage: Eukaryota; Fungi; Basidiomycota; Agaricomycetes; Agaricales; Physalacriaceae.
ACCACGACAACCAUGCAGCUUGGUUGGUUAACUUGUUUCUUCUUCAUCUCGUUUGUGCUGGCUGUUGAGCCACCGAAGGAGUUGGAGAUUCGUACGACUUACACUCCUGAGGAAUGUACUGUGAAGGCUGCGAAGGGGGAUUCUAUUAGAGUCCACUAUACUGGAACUUUGCUCGCGAAUGGGAACAAAUUCGAUUCGAGUCAUGACCGCGGUGAACCGCUUCCUCUUACCCUUGGUGUAGGCCAAGUCAUCUCAGGAUGGGACGAAGGUCUCCAGGGUAUGUGCCUCAACGAAAAGAGGACACUCAUUAUUCCCUCGCACAAGGCAUACGGCUCUCGAGGAUUCGGAAACAUUAUCCCAGCCAACUCUGCGUUGGUGUUCGAUGUCGAGUUGGUUGGCUUGGAUUCCAAAGGUCGUGAUGAGCUCUAGCCUUGAGGGCGUUCUUUCAUAGUAGCUAUGGAUACGAAUCACGUAAAUUUAUUAGUUUGUAUUCAUGCAGUGCAUGAUUUCAAAACUGAAGGGCUGGGAAGAUGGGAUAUUGUAAUGGAUUGCGAGCACUCCUACCUCCACGAUAGGUUAUGACUUUAUGUGCUUCAAGUUCAUAUUUUUGGAGCGGCGCUUUUGUGGUGAUGAUGAAGGUCUGGAUUGGUGACCCGCAACACGCCUCGUAGUGGGCGAAGACGCGGGGGUACAGUACUCUACUGCUAUGUAUGACU